Rhopilema esculentum is the source of this 2780-nucleotide messenger RNA. The record is from RefSeq and is a predicted model, not a curated record. Lineage: Eukaryota; Metazoa; Cnidaria; Scyphozoa; Rhizostomeae; Rhizostomatidae.
ACAACACCAACAACAUAAACAAAAUCGAAGCAUUCGAAGAAUGUCUUAACAAAUGGAAGCAGAGAAAUCGAAUUUGUUUAGAUUGAAAGAUCCUUCGGCAACCAGUGGACUGUUUAGUUGAUAUAACGGUUGGCUGUUGUGUUUGUCAUCUCUUUGUUGCAGUCUUUCUAUAAAGUGAGAGAAAGAAAGACAAAGUCCUUAAAAGGUUGGACUAUCUCAAGCAAACGCUGAAAUGGAAGUGCCACCACCACCAUACGAUGAGGCGGUCUCAGACAAAGGUGGCAAACACCGCGAGUUGAAUUGUGAAGAUUACCACGACCCGGAUUCGGGACCGCGUCCGGAUCAGUAUAGCGCAAUGGGCUGGUUUGAAAAGCAAGGAUGGAAAACAAAAUGGCCACUUCACUAUGCUGCAAUGAAAGGAGACGUUAUUUCUAUCAUUCGUUUGGUCCAAAGGGAAAAGAUUCCCCCGGAUCAAAAAAUGACCGUCUGGUUUGAUUCUGAGCCGGUCGGAUGGGCAGCUUCAUUUGGUCAACUUGGUGCUUUGAGAUGUCUAAUUGACCUCGGUGCAUACCCAUUCACAAAGAACAAAGCUGGAAACGAUACUAUAGAUGAUGCUAAAAGAGAAAAACACGAUAAAUGCCUCAAGUUUUUGGUAGAAUACAAACGGACUAAUAAUACCAUGGCGGCCAUGACAAGCGCAGACGGAGCCGGUUGUUCGUCAGGUAACAUCUCAGCAGCACCUUACGAGCCUCCAGCUUCUGCACGGAUGAUCAAAGCGGAGGAUUAUAUCGAACCCGGGACCGGACCGCAUUGUCACCAAAGAAUGGCUUUUGGCUGGUUUGAGUCCAGAGGCUGGGUACCGAGAUUCCCGGUUCACUAUGCCGCUAUGAAAGGUGAUGUUGCGUCAAUAAUAGACCUGGUUCUCAACAAGCAUCGUCGUCCGGACGAAAUAAUGACCGACUGGUUUGAUUCUGAGCCGGUCGGAUGGGCAUCUUCCCUCGGACAACUUGGUGCCUUGCGUUGCCUAAUAGAUCUCGGUGCCUACCCUUUCAAGAUAAACAAAGCCGGAUUUAAUGCAUUAACAGACGCCCAGAGGGAAAAACACCGGAAGUGCAUUGCAUUCUUGGAGGAAUACCAGAGGUCAGGCGACGUGCGAGCUGCGAAGGAGGCAUCUAACAUGGCUCCAGAAGAUUGUUGUUGUCGAAUUCUAUAACGGCCAGUCUCUUCGAAGCAGGGGCUGACUGAAUUUAUGCACAGUGACUCACCGAUAAACGAUCGAAUUAUGCCUAUCGUAAAUCCUCGAAUAAGCCCCCACCCUCGAAUAAGCCCCCCCCUCCUCGAAUAAGCCCCCACCUUAAAGAAAUCAUUUUUUGCAAAUAAGCCCCCCCCCCCGAAUAAGCCCCCACUUAAAAAUCAUUUUUGCAAAUAAGCCCCCCUCGAAUAAGCUCCUCACCAAGAAGCAAGAAAGCGACUUUUGUGAUGAUAAAAAAUUAUAAUACUUGUUAGUUCUUUUUUAGUUUUGUUAGAAAAUUAUGUCAAUUUUAUAUCGACCUAAACUAAACUUAUCGGAAAAUACUAAACUUUGAAAUCCCCCCCUUGAAUGAGCCCCCCAUCGAAUAGGCCCGUGCCCAAAAAUUCAUCUUUGCAAAUGAGCCCCCGGGGGCCUUUUCGAGGAUUUACGGUGUUUGAUUCUGUAAACCUGCAAAUUUUUAGUAUUUCUUGGCUUGUUUGAGGAGUUUAUCGGUACGGAUUCCCUGUUUCAAACAAGCAACAAAUGGUCCAUCUCACAGGCACUUCCUACGAAGAGAGCCGUCCUAAUACGUUAGGGAGAGGCUGUGCUGCAGACACCUUCUAGAAGCCAUACCCAUUGCCUUACCCUUUUAACGCCUAAUUUUUAGAAUUCGUCAAACUAAACAUUUGCCUUCUUGUUCAGGAAGAGGAAACCCCACCCUUCCUGAAAUCUCUGUGAAUUUUGCAACACCGUGCAAAAGAGACAAAAAGUUUUCAGGAAGGGAACUGGCACCCCUACCUCAGGCACCGUGCAGCCAUUUGGCUAGCAGGGGCUAACCCCCCCCCCCCCCCUUUUUUGCAAUAAUAGACUAGAACUUUUUUGGAAGGUUUAAGAACGCAACUUUGGAUGGUUUAGUCCUAUGUAUUAGCAAUUCUUCUUGACUGGAAUCCUAUUUUUUCAUUUUCUAGGUGUUUUAUCUUGUGUAAUGAGAUGUAGCCUGCGUGCAGACUUUAAAAGUGUCCCACUUUCCCCAUAGUCGAGUAUGCGCGCAGACUAAUGAUAUGAUGUAUUUUCUAACUUAGUUAGCUUGGUGUUUGUUUACCCUCCAGCUAAUUUUAUCUAUUUUCAUAGUUAUUGAUAUCUUCUCUGAACCAGACUGUGUUAAAAAAUUUCGGGUACACCCAUUUCAGCCUCCCCACUUCUAGACUGGUGCGCGGUCCCUGCCCUACCUUGUUAUGUUGCUAACCCAAGAUAAGCUCCCUCCCACUUAGGCCCUAACCCUACACGCAAACAGUGUCAAAUAGACUGAGUGUGCCUAGGAAAGGAACUGGCGAGCCUCAUAAUUUGCUGUUAGCCCCUUCUCAGGGCCCACGCCACGAAUUUCAAGGUGGAGGGGCCAAGUUCUAUUCAUCAAACUUGAAUUUAGUGCUUCAAAACAGGGUCUCUAUUUUUUGGAAAUAUUUUUGCAUUCCAAAGAGGUGGGGGGGGGGCAAGUCCCCUCCGGUCCUCCCCGUUGACGUGGGCCCUGCUUCUACCAGUCAUUUCAACU